CGAUAUCGCGUGUGAAAUAACGGUAUGCAGUGCACCAUACAGCCAGCAGGGAGCCAUUAGCCAUCGUGGUUGCUAGGAGACGGUGGAACACAAACACACACACUCUAUGUUAAAGGUCUUGUUUUUGUUUCCAGAAGAACUAUAUUCGAAUUAAUAUUAUAGCCGCAUUUGUUUGCCAGUUUAGAGAUGGAUAUUGGAUCUUUGGAAUCAUGUCCUCCGAAGACCAGAAUAUUGUUAUGGGCAGACCUGCGUUACAGUGAUGCAGAAGAAAUCACCAAGACAGAGUCCAUACCAGAUAUUUCAAGAAUUUUGUGCCAGGCCCUACACAUCGAGGCUCCUGACCCACAGCAGGGCAUUGUCCUCGAGUUGUACACAAACACAGUGCUAUUCUGCAGACAGAAAAAGUUCAAUAAAGAGCAAACAUCUGUUCUUCUGUCCAUCAUAAAGAAUGUGCAUCAGCUUAACACAGAAACUCCCCUCAACAACAUGGACCAGUGUUUUACAUACUGCAGUGAGCUUGUGCUUUGUCAUUCUGUCAGAAGACCCCCUUUCAGUAUUGAUCUAUUCAAUUCAGAACAAGUGACUGAGAUUAUGAAAUAUUUCAUCAACACAUAUAUGAGGCACUACCUGCUUUACAAGUACGUAUUUACACCUGAGAUCCACUUGGAUUUAUCUUUGUCUUAUAUUGGAAUGCCUGAGGAGCUCACUACAGAACAACUAGAAACCUCUGAAGCAGAGAAUGAAACUGAAAAUGAAGCAAACGGCACAAACAAGCAAGAAAUGGCUUCCACAGAAAUCCUGCCCACAGAGACAGAGGCAUCUAAACAAGAUCUAUCCCCAAAGGGAGAGCUGAGGACAAUUGUACAAAAGGAAGUAAAGGAGGAAGUGAUGCGCUUGACCGCUCAUCUAGAAAAAUGCUUGCAGGAAAGUACUGAUCAGCUUAACACUGCGCUCACUGCACUGGAGACUAGACUUCAACCUAAAAAGUGAUCCAAUGUCUUUGUGCCUGUACAACAUUUCUAGCUGUUACUGGAGCUUACGCUGGAAACCAUAUAUACAAACUAAAUAAUUUUUCCAUCCUCA
This is a messenger RNA of Ictalurus furcatus (blue catfish), 1083 nucleotides long. It is a transcript of the gene cfap119, whose product is annotated as cilia and flagella associated protein 119. Bases 187 to 990 code for a protein of 267 amino acids. Lineage: Eukaryota; Metazoa; Chordata; Actinopteri; Siluriformes; Ictaluridae. The transcript has 9 exons. The record is from RefSeq and is a predicted model, not a curated record.